AUGAAGCAUUAUGCAAAACAAGCUAACAAAGGGCGCCGAAAGUUGAUUUUUGAACUCGGAGACUGGGUUUGGGUGCACAUGAGGAAAGAAAGAUUUCUGGAACAAGGCGUUCUAAGUUGCUUCCGAGAGGGGAUGGACCAUUUCAAGUUCUCGAGCGCAUUAAUGACAAUGCCUUUGGAUCUACAAGGCAACGAUUUGAGGACAAAUUAUUUUCAAGAGGAGGGGAAUGAUGAGGGCACGGCUUCUAAGAUGCUUGAAGUUGAAGAUCCAAUCAAAGUUCCUGUGGGACCGGGUUGCACCAGCGGAGUGAGAAAUACAAUCAAGCAAGACUCGAAGGAAUGUGAUGAAGUUUAUGUAACAGCAUAUGGAACUGGCACUGCAAAUGGUCACGAAAAAGUAGAAGUUGAAAAUGAUCAAAAAGAGAAUCCAACUUAUAUAGCUCGCAACGAGGAGGGCGCAGGGGAUGAAAUAAACCAGGCUUACAUAACUGGUUAUGGGGGAGAAAGAAACGAACUCGUCCUACGGUACAACGACGGUAAAGGGACAGAGGAACAUCCCUAUGUUACCGCGUAUGAAGAUUUGAAUCCAAAGUCCAAGUGCAAGAGCCAUUUGCAUACACGGCACGAUCACAUGAUGGGACAUGAAAAUCAUAUGCAAGCACAAACUUCAACCGACAUGGAUCAUACUGAAGCAUUCAAAGUAGGCUUUUUCACGCCAGAUGAUCUGUAUGCAGGGAAGAUCAUGCCUCUGUACUUUCCCAUCGAAGAUCAUUCUUCUCGCUUCUUGCCCAGAGAAGUAGCUGAGUCCAUUCCUUUUUCAGUGUCACAACUCCCCAACCUUCUCCAGCUCUUCUCAAUCCCACAAGGCUCUCCUGAAGCCAACGGGAUGGAAGAGACACUCCGAGACUGCGAGCUCAAACCCAUCAAUGGAGAGAUCAAGUUAUGCGCCACCUCUUUGGAGUCCAUGGUUGAAUUCGCUCGCAGCAUAAUCGGCUCACAGGUCAACUUGAAUCUACUAUCAACUACUCACCCCACAAUGGCAACAGAUAUCACACAGAACUACACUGUCUUGGAAGGCCCCAAACAAGUUUUAGCUCCCAAGAUGGUGUUUUGCCAUCCCAAGCCUUAUCCUUACGCAGUUUUCUUUUGCCACUUCUUUGGGACAGAGACCAAGGUUUUGCAGGUUCCAGUACGAGGUGAUAGCGGAGAUGAUGUGGAAGCAAUGGCUGUUUGCCACAUGGACACUUCUGAUUGGGAUCCUAAUCACGUAUUGUUUAGCCUGCUCGGAGUCAAGCCAGGUGCCUCCUCCCCAGUGUGCCAUUUCCUGCCAAAAAAUCAUCUUGUUUGGAUUCCGUCACCAACAACAGCAACUGUGUAG
Molecule: messenger RNA, 1377 nt
Organism: Morus notabilis
Lineage: Eukaryota; Viridiplantae; Streptophyta; Magnoliopsida; Rosales; Moraceae
Product: BURP domain-containing protein 9-like
Exons: 4
Coding region: 1-1377 (458 amino acids)
Source: RefSeq, a predicted model, not a curated record